Zeugodacus cucurbitae (melon fly) is the source of this 2047-nucleotide messenger RNA. RefSeq names its product putative inorganic phosphate cotransporter. The transcript is spliced from 4 exons. Gene Ontology annotation, molecular function: transmembrane transporter activity. Gene Ontology annotation, cellular component: plasma membrane. Gene Ontology annotation, biological process: monoatomic anion transport; transmembrane transport. NCBI's taxonomy places the organism in Eukaryota, Metazoa, Arthropoda, Insecta, Diptera, Tephritidae. The record is from RefSeq and is a predicted model, not a curated record. The coding region runs from base 251 to 1744 and encodes 497 amino acids.
UACGUAUAUAACGGACAUAACUGAUUUGGUUGUUAUCAUUUGACGUUUGAAGUUCAAAUUCAACGCUAACACUAAGCACUCCGGACAACGGUACAGAAGCUUAACGAGUGCAGUACCGUUAGGAAGUGUCAUUUAACGCGCGAGCCGUUUUCGGUAGCGAACACUUGAGUGCAGUGAUCGACGCACGAUUUCGAUUUGUGGUGCUCAACUACCACUUAAGUGAUUAUUCUGUGUAGUGACAGGGAUCAAUAUGGGCACAAGUAGGCGCUCAUCCUUAGCAAAAUUGCUGCCACCCACUUUUGGCCGACGGCAUGUGCAGUGUUUACUGAUGUUUAUCGGCUUCUCCGCCGCAUUCUCGAUGCGUGUUAAUCUCUCUGUGGCCAUUGUCGCGAUGAUGGAUAGCAAAGCGGCAAAUCCAGAUUUUCCAGAAUACCACUGGUCGGAGGAGACUAAAUCGCGGAUACUCAGCAGCUUCUUUUGGGGUUACAUUUGCACCCAAAUUCCCGGUGGUAUGUUAGCGCGACGUUUCGGCGGCAAAGUGAUGCUGAUUUUCAGUGUUUCCAUAAGUAGUAUAAUGGCGCUACUAACACCGCUCGGUGUCGCAUAUGGCGACUGGAAGUUGCUUUGCUUCAUGCGUUUCUUACAAGGUUUCGGUCAAGGUGUAACAGUGCCGUCCAUGCACACUUUACUCGCCAAAUGGGCACCGGUGACGGAACGCGGUUCGCUGGCUACUUACAGUUAUUCGGGUUCACAAUUCGGUACCGUUAUAAUGUUAGCUUCAAGUGGUGUGCUCGCUUCAUCGUCCAUGGGUUGGCCCAGUUGCUUUUAUAUACCUGGCGCUUUGGGCCUUUUGUGGACGGUAUUGUGGAUCAUUUGGGGCGCAAGUUCGCCCCAAGAAUGCUCAAAGAUUAGUGUUGCCGAACGUGUACUCAUCGAGAGUUCACUACAGCAAAACGUAAAGCCGCAUGAUGAUGGCAAACCCAAUUUAGCGGUACCAUGGAAGCGAAUAUUCACAUCGGUACCAUUCUUGGUGCUUACGGCGACACAUUGCGCAUCCACUUGGUGCUUCUGGACGUUGCUCACACAAAUACCAACCUACAUGAAGAGCGUGCUCGGUAAGGAUAUUAAAAGUAACGCACUGCUCUCGGCACUGCCAUACUUCACAAUGUUGAUUUUGGGUUUGGCCUGCGGACCGUUGAGUAAUUUCUUGGAGAAGGGUAGGCAUUUAAGCGCUACUACGAGUCGGAAAAUUUUCAACUCCAUUGGACAAUGGGUGCCGGUGGUGACCUUAAUUUGGUUAGGUUACAUGACACGGGAACAAGCGGACUUAGCGGUUUUCUUGCUAACGUUCACAGUGAGUAUCAGCACGACAUUGCAUUUGGGCUUUCAAGUGAAUCACAUCGAUCUGGCGCCGAACUUUGCUGGAACACUAGUUAGUCUCACCAAUUGUGCAGCGAAUGUUUGCAGUAUUAUUGCGCCUCUAUUGGUGGGCUUCGUUGUCACCGAUACGAGUAACCCCAACCAGUGGCGCACAAUAUUUUUCAUUGUCGGUGGCAUUAACUUCGUCGGUAAUCUGUUGUUCGUUUUAUUCGGCACCGCCAAAGUGCAACCCUGGAAUAAUGAGCGCGAACCGAAGGCUGAUGAGAGUAAAGCCGAUGCAGAGAAGUCGCAAGAACUGCAACCGCUCAAUGAGGAAACGGCUGAUGUUCCCAUAACCAAAGCAGAGUCACAAAUGGUUGUUUAGUCGUUAGCCAACGCUUGGGUUUUGUUAAAUUCGUAAAAUUAGCUAAGUUACAGUAUUAUAGUGACAAAGUUUUCCUUGUGAUUCUACUGAGUAGUCGUAGUUAUACAUAAGUAGUUCUAGUAGAUUUUUAGGGAAUUAUUGAAUAGUCUACAUGUAUGGUGAUAGGUCUUAUGUAUGUAUGUAAAUACGUAAAUAUAAAACGUAUUUAAAACACUUAAAUCAUAACAUCAUUCACAUACAAAUUAAGAACACAAAAUAUACAACAAUUUAAAAACGUCACACAAAAUUUUUUUUUUACAAAAA